Molecule: messenger RNA, 3549 nt
Organism: Oncorhynchus keta (chum salmon)
Lineage: Eukaryota; Metazoa; Chordata; Actinopteri; Salmoniformes; Salmonidae
Product: E3 ubiquitin-protein ligase RNF25-like
Exons: 6
Coding region: 997-1578 (193 amino acids)
Biological process (GO): protein ubiquitination
Cellular component (GO): nucleus
Molecular function (GO): protein binding; ubiquitin protein ligase activity
Source: RefSeq, a predicted model, not a curated record
AUGCAAGACUAUGGCAAUUGGUUUAUUUUUUUACACAACUAUGCAUUUUGUGCCUCUGUAACGCAUUGAUCCAGAGCAUCCCAAACGUGCUCAAUGGGGCUGUUCAUUUUUAUGCUGAAACAUGAGGUGAUGGCGUCAUGGUAUCUCUGUGCAUUCAAAUUGCCAUCGAUAAAAUGCAUUUGUGUUUGUUGUCCGUAGCUUAUGCCUGCCCAUACCAUAGCCCCACUGCCACAAUGGGGCACUCUGUUCACAAAGUUGACAUCAGCAAACGGCUUGCCCACACAACGUCAUGAAUCUGCCCGGUACAGUUGAAACUGGAAUUAAUCGGUGAAGAGCACACUUCUCCAGCGUGCUAGUGGCCAUCAAAGGUGAGCAUUUGCCCACAAGUAGUCCGUUACGACGCGGAACUCCAGUCAGGUCAAGACCCUGGUGAGGACGAUGAGCACACGAUGAGCACACAGAUGGGCUUCCCUUGAACGGUUUCCUAAAAGUUUGUAUCUUUGGUUGUGCAAACCCAGUUUCAUCAGCUGUCUGGAUCGCUGGUCUCAAACGAUCCCGCACGUGAAGAAGUCGGAUGUGGAGGUCCUGGGCUGGUGCAGUUACACAUGGUCUUUAGUUGUGAGGCCAGUUGGACGUACUGCCAAAUUCUGUAAAAAACUGCACAUUUUAAAGUGACCUUUUAUUGUCUCCAGCACAAGGUGUACCUGUAUCUUGGCAAAGGAGCAUGGCUCACUAACAAGGAUGUAAACAAAUUUGUGCCCAAAAUUCUAGAGGAAUACGCUUUUUUGUGCGUAUGGAACAUUGUUUUAUUUUAGCUCAUGAAACAUGGGGCCAAUACUUUACAUUGUUCGUUAAUAGUAGAAAGUAGUCCCUCCCAUCAAAGGAGUCAUCUCAGGGGUGAUGACUGAUGUUCAGGUUGAAUACCUGAAGAGAAUUCCUGGUGUGGUUGGUGCCCGGCGUCUGACCCGUUAGGUAAUUGGGGGGAAAAAAGCACCGAUGGCCGCUGAAAGCGAGGUAUGGGAGGUGAGUCUGGUUCUAUAUCCCUCCACGGGUGAAGAUUCCCUCUCUCAGUUUGUGCGAUUCACCCUGACGUUGACUCUCGACUUGCAGUAUCCCUCCUCUCCUCCCUCCAUUUCCAUCCACAACCCUCUGGGUCUUUCUGAUGACAAGCUGUGCAGUCUCUCUCAGAAAGCCAAAGAGAUUCUGACAGAGAGCAAUAUUCCCCAUGGGAACUGCGUCAUCUGCCUUUACGGGUUUAAGGAUGGGGAGGCGUUCACCAAGACCAGAUGCUACCGUUAUUUCAACUCCCACUGCCUAGGCCGCUACAUCACCCACUCUGAGACUGAGCUCCAGGAGAGGGGUAAGGAGCUGGAGCAGGACAAGACACGGGAGAGGACCGAUGAGCCGCCUCCUAACUCAGACAAUGUCAGCGCUGAUGGGAAUGCCUCUCCCAGCCGAUCACUGCUCUCCCUUCCCCCUGCCUCCACCAAUCAGAUCACAGCACCAAAGCUGCAGCACGCUGGCCACUCACGUCGCAGGGGAGGGCGAGGUCAUCAGUACCGUCACCAAGUGCCGUAGGGCCACUUCAGGGGUCCCGGGAGGGAGAGGCAGGGGAGAGGCAGGCCCCACACCCACCCAGGGACACCGGUCCCCCCCACCGACCAUCUGGACAAACUCUCUCUGUCCUCAGAGAAACAUGACAACCUCUACAGUGCUCCUCCUGCCAACUUUCACAACGCACCAAUCAAGGCCAGACUUCAGGAGAACUCUAGCCACCCAGACCUGGGACAAGCACAGUUAAGCCAAUUGAAGAAGGGGAGGGAAGCACAGAGCUAGGCCUACAAGAUGCUCCUAAAGACGGUCAGCCAAUAAGCAAAUCAAGCCUGGACACUUCUAAAAUAGACAUCCCAUCCAGCAACGGCAUGGAAAUGGAGCCUGGCCGAGGCCAUAGGGAGAGCGGAAGGAGGAGGGGCCCUCGCGGUUCAGUGCAACAGCCUGACCAAUGGCAAGAGAGGCAAUUCAGAGGAACAGACCAAUGGGAUGCCCGGGGAGCGGGUAACAUUGCUACUGGGAUGGGCGCGGUCAGCGACGCAGGGGAGCAUCCCAUAGCAGAGAAGGCAGAGCUCACAUGGCUGGUGGGAGGGGCUUCCAUCAGAGUGUGGUAGAGGGAGAUGUGGGGAGAGAUGCUCUAUGACAAAGGGACAAAAGAGGAACUAAGAACAACUAUGUCUGUACCUCAAUUUACAUUCUCGACACACCUAAAAUAAAGCUUUGCACUCUGGUACCUAGAUUAACCAGUGUGUCCUGCCUUCUUUCCUAUUGCUGUUUGAAUUGUUGUCCGUGGGCAGUUCAGUUUAUGCUGAAGCAUUCUUUUUACUGCAUAAGAUAAAGAAAUGACGGGCCACAUUUGUCUGAGGGAACAUACAGCAUAUUUAUUAUUGACAGAAAUCAGCUGAAAUUGACCUGCCUUGAACAUCACACACUUCAACUUAUUUUCCCCCACCCUCUUCCUUUUUUCCCCUCCUGCUUUCGCUCCACCCCUUAUUUCUGCAUACCAACCCCUCCCCCUGGGCGUCCAGCCACACCCCCAGCCCAGUAGUAGUAGUUGUAGGCCGGACAAGAGCCCUCCUGCUGGAAGUCUGGCCGCUGCAAAUGCGGCCCAGUGGGGACACUGACAACCCGGGGAAGCGUUGCACUGGCCUCGAGAUGUUUCUGUACUUCAGGGUUUUAGGAAAACAGCUCCACCUGAGAGUGGGACAGGAGUAUGAAAGGAUAAGCUUAGGCACUGCACAUUAUUUAUGAGGGAUACCUGGAGAAAAUCGGACCUCUGAAAUAAAAAUGUAUGGCCCUCCCUUCAGUAAAAUAUAUUUUUACCUGACCCUCCCUGAACUCUUGAAAAAAAGUGACCCUCCCCUAUACCCCAAAUAAUAAUUAAAAAGGUGCAUUAUGCAGAAAUCACUCCGCGGUUUCCUGGUUGCAAAAAUGCUAAUAGUCACCUGAUUUCAGUAACGAAACAAGCAAUGUAGAGAAUGAAUACUGUCUAAACCCCUGUGAAAUAUACACUACAUGACCAAAAGUAUGUGGACACCUGCUUGUCGAACAUCUCAUUCCAAAAUCAUGGGCAUUCAUAUGGAGUUGAUCCAUGUUGGAACAUUGCUGCUUUCAUUCAGCCAUGUGCAUUAGUGAGGUCAGGCACUGAUGACAUUGACUGUGUGAUGAAAAUGUAUGUUUAGCACAAUGGUGCUUUUCUAAUAACCAACUUGGUUGGGUUCAUGCGAGUGACUGAUUGAUUGUACAAAGUAGGAAUCCACACAAUCACUGAAUCAAUUUGGCACUAUGCCCAGAACAUUGCUCUGGGGGGGAACCAGGAGUGAUGAUACAAUAGCUCAGUUUCAAGGUAAGAAGCCUGGUGUGGUAUCAGUCAGGCUCAUGCAGGAACCAACCAUGCUUUAAUGGCUUGUUUGUGUAGCAGUAUGAAGUUUCAUCAGGCUUGUAUUGAGUUUGUAAACCUCUCUGGCCGUGAUAAUAAAAAUAGCUUCAUUUGCUUUG